This is a messenger RNA of Candidula unifasciata, 1533 nucleotides long. The record is from the annotation of a GenBank genome assembly. NCBI's taxonomy places the organism in Eukaryota, Metazoa, Mollusca, Gastropoda, Stylommatophora, Geomitridae.
GUGAAGAAUAUGCCAUCCGAUGAACAGUUUUCCUUCGAUUACAAGUGGGACAUCGUCACAAUGAAAGCCAAACUAAUUGCCACAAGCCUGUUGGUUAAGUUGAUGGCUUCCGGCGAAUGGGACAGCCUGGCCAUUUUGACCAAUGUGUACACAGAAUCAACUUUUCACAAGCCAAAAGGAGCAGAUCGAUGGAGCAACGACCUGUACUUCGGGCUCCAGCGGGUAGCCAGUCUCAACCAUUCCAUUAUUGCUUUGGCUACAGAAAUCCCCAACAAGCUGCCUGUUACAGACGAAUUGUUAAAGCCGCUGUUGGAGGGACUCACUAUCAACGAAGCACUGUCCCAAAAGAGACUUUUCAUCUGUGAUCUGCAAAUACUCGAAGGUCUGCCUGUUAGAGAAAACUUUGUUCUCUGCAAACCUAUCGGACUCUUCUUCUUAGACAAAGCAAAGCAGCUGCGGCCUAUUGCUAUUCAGUUAUUCCAGGAACCAGGCCCUGAUAAUCCAAUUUUCACUCCUCUCAGCCCAUCGCUGACAUGGGCCUUGGUUAAAAUGUGGUACAACAAUGCAGACGCUGCUUACCACCAGGCGUUAACACAUCUUGGCAUGACACACCUGCUCAUGGAAGGAGUCACAGUGGCUACACACAGAAACAUUUCCCAGUCUCAUCCAAUAUUCAAACUUCUGGCACCUCAUUUCCUUUACCUCAUCGCCAUCAAUUCACGAGGUCUAGAGCUGUUGGUUUCAGACAACGGAUGGGUGGAUAAAACAAUGAACUUCGGCAAUAAAGGGUUAUUCGCUCUCAUCGUGAAAGGCUUCAAUUCCUGGAGAAUGGAUGUUGAAGGUACAUUACCAGAAGACCUUAAAAAUAGAGGGCUCUUGGAUACCAACAUCCUGCCCUGCUACCACUUUAGAAACGACGCCUUGCUGUUAUAUGAAGCUAUCAAAAAAUAUGUAGACUCGUAUGUGGAUUUAUAUUACACCACACCAGAGAUGCUUACCCAGGACCACGAAAUACAAAACUGGGCGCAGGAACUAGUCAAGCCCAGAAACAAAUCCGAGGGUGGUGUUGGAAUACUGGGUGUUCCAGGAAAUGGAGAAAUCACCACGAAAGCUCAACUAUCUCAGAUUGUCACCUGUAUCAUAUACACAUGUAGCAUCUCCCACGCCUCCACAAACUUUCCGCAGUAUGAAGAAUAUGCCUUUCCUCCCAACUAUCCUGGCCUGAUGCGGGGCAAGCCACCAAAUGAUGCAAAUGCUGCUGUAGCCGAGCGGGACAUUCUCAAUUGCCUGCCGGACAGACCUACCACCUUAGAUAUCAUGAUUGUAACCAAGAUCCUCAGUGCCAAGGGCACCAAGAGCAUUGGCGACUUUGAAGUCCAGUACGUCUUUGAUCCUCAAGCUAGAGAGAUUGUUGAUGAAUUCCGCAGAGAUCUUCGUAAAAUCAGCAAGAAGAUCAAAGAAAGAAAUCUUCAUCGGAAUCCACCAUAUGAGUAUUUGGACCCAGAAAUUAUUCCAAACAGCAUAAGCAUAUAA